AAUCAAGUAACCCAAAGCUCUCCUUCGCCUUUCUUCUCCUUCAAGAGCUGAUCGAUCGCCAAUCCAGCAUGGCGGGGAACUCUCAACGCCGCCGUCCCUCUAAACGAGAUCGGAAGGCUUCCAAUUUGGGAUCUCGCCGUGAUAAGGAUAUACCGGAGAUUUCCGUUUUCCCAAUCACCACCUUUACUGUAGGAAACUGGAAGAGGGAGUCUACUCAUGAAGGCAACCUGAAUGCCGUAUUCUUCUAUACCUCGAAGAAGGUGGAGUGGGACUUUAUUGAUGGGUCAUUGAAUAGCAAGAUGCGCGUUUCUUGGUCCGAUAUCACUGCCAUCGAGGCUCUUAUGAACCCUAAUCAACCCGGAAUUCUUCGAAUCCAGUUGGCUAAACCUCCUCUCUUCUUCCAAGAAAUCCCACCUUCACCAAGGCAUCAUCCCAACUGGAAGAAGGCAAAUGAUUUCACCAAUGGCCAAGCCCUUAUUUACCCGACGCACGAAGCCACCUUCCCUCCUGGAGCGCUUGAUGAGCACUACGCGAAGCUUCUUAUUAAAGAUGAGCGUCUCGCUGAGCUCAGUCGCAAGCCCUUCCCGCCCGUUGAGUCUGUUUCAUCAGUAUCAAGCAAUGCUGUCAUAGGGAAUCAAAUCAACAACAACGAGCCAACAUUUGUCGAUUCAUCAGGACUGAACCGCGCUCUUGUUGUUCCUGAUCAACGACUUCAUCACUACAACAACAAUGAGCCAGCAUUUUUCGACGGAUCAUCAAGUGAAGCGCAGUAUUUGGAGCAAAAUUGUGCAGCUGAUGUUGAUGACGAGGCCUUGGCCGAGGCACUAGCAAGGGAGGCGGACGCAGCGUGUGAUGAUGACUUGUGGUCGAUGAUCGACGAAUAUAUGAAACAAACUGAUCAGGAAGAUCAUGGCAAUGAGCUAGUUGGAUGUGGUAAUGUGAAUGAAGCUUCUUCAUCUGAUCCUCCUGCUUCUUCCCCACCAUCAAAGCCAUGAAGAGUUGUGGUUUUUUACAAACUAAAACUGGUUCCAAGUUUGAUUCUUUGUUAAAUUCAAUCUUGUUUCAAGUUUGAAGAUCCUUUGUUGUCUG
Messenger RNA from Salvia splendens (bonfire salvia), 1089 nucleotides. RefSeq lists its product as uncharacterized. The record is from RefSeq and is a predicted model, not a curated record. The transcript is spliced from 5 exons. The coding region runs from base 69 to 995 and encodes 308 amino acids. NCBI's taxonomy places the organism in Eukaryota, Viridiplantae, Streptophyta, Magnoliopsida, Lamiales, Lamiaceae.